CCGCCUAAAAUAUGUAAUAAUUAUGAAUAAUUGUACUUGAAACUGUUAUCAUUUAAGUGAUUGUGCUUAACCAUAACAUCCACAAUGACUAAAGUAUAGAAUGGUCUAUCAGAAAAAAAUAUACCUAGAAACUACUAAUGAAUAAAAAUUCGUCAUACUUAAUCUUUCAAAAACCGUUGAAACGUCGGUUAUUGAUAACAAGGCCGUCGGCCGGUAGUAGAGGCGUUUUCGAAUCAAGACCAGGAACGAGCCAACUUAGCACAUUAGAAAUUAACAAGCCAUAAGCUCGUCUGUCACAAAUCUGUCAGAUCCAUACAAGUUACUCAGUCAGAUUUUAUAUCCUUACAAUUUAUAUCGUUGGCAGGUAUAUCCUCGUAUUUAGAAGAUUUCACGUGGAUACGUUAUUAGUCAUUUCAAUUUUUAUCAAAAAGUUCUGUUGAAAAAAGUAAAAAUUCCCUAAACUUGUUGGGAACCAGUGCAACCGAACACUAAUAUAAUUAUUAGUGCUCCUUUUUUGUUGUAGUCAUCUCGUCCGUAGCUGUGCGUGCCCUUGCCUUGUUCGAGUUUUUUUUUUCGAAAACCUGACCCUCAGACAGACCCAGUCAGUCAUGAUUCAACCGUCGCCGCGUACGGACGCCUCCUCCGCUCCGACCGGUUUCUAGUCAUUCGUGUCUUUAUAAUUAUUCUCUACUAGUAAAAGUUAUAGGACUUUUGUAAAAAAUUGCGUGUUUCUUAUUAAAUAAUUAGUUCGUUUGUGUGUGUUUAUGAUUAAUGUUACUUUGAAGACUGACUUUAAUGAACGGAUUGGGUUUUCUUUGGGAUGCCGGUUUCCUGAAGAUGGCCUCUCGCACCCCGUCCCUUGAGUCGCUGCCCGGUGCUAACUCAAUAGGUUCGCUGGAGCGAGGCUCGCUGUCGCCCCUGACGCUGAGUGGAUCUUCGCCUCCCGCGAGCGACUCCGCCGUAUGCGACCUGCGGGACUUCGACGGACUUGACACAGUCUGCGCCAUCUGCCGAGAAACCUUCGUCGACCCAAAAGUACUCAACUGCUUCCACACAUUCUGCCGAGCGUGUCUAGAGAGAGAGCAGACACACCCGGACAAAGUAACGUGCGUGACGUGCCGCGUGGACAGCCAGCUGCCGACCGCGGGCGUGCCCGGCCUGCUCACCAACCUCGUGAUCGCCGCGGCCGUCGAGCAGGACGCCGACCUCCUGCCCUCCGCGCGCUCCUCCGCCUCGCCCUCCGCGCGCUGCACCGGCUGCAAGAGCAAGGAGUCCGACGCCGUCGCGCGCUGCGUCGACUGCGCCAACUUCCUCUGCCCCAACUGCGUCAUGGCACACCAAUUCAUGCACUGCUUCGAGGGCCACCGCGUCCUCGCCUUCACGGACCUCAAGGACGAGAAGGGCAUGCUCGGCGCACUCACGACGAGUGGGGACAAAACAGCAUUCUGCCCCCGACACAAAAACGACAUUCUGAAAUACUUCUGCCGAACUUGCUCCGUACCGGUAUGCAAAGAAUGCACGAUAAUCGAACACCCGGCAGCCCUCCACGACUGCGAGCACUUGUCGGACGCAGGUCCCAAACAAUUAGAGCUUAUGCAACAAGCCGUAAACGAAGCUAAGACCCGUGCCACGGAGAUUAGGCACGUCGUUAAGACGGUGGAGCACGCCGCCGGCAAACUACAAGUUCAGUAUCACAAAGCUCAGAAUGAAAUAAACGACACCUUCCAGUUUUACCGCUCUAUGCUAGAAGAACGUAAGCAGGAGUUGUUAAAAGAACUCGAAAGUGUGUUCUCAACAAAACAAAUUGCUCUAACCGUUGUCGGGCAAAAAGCUCAAGAGACCGUAGAUAAGAUUUACCAGACUUGCGAUUUCGUCGAACGACUAACUAAGUGUGCGAACAUCGCCGAGAUACUGAUGUUCAGGAAACUUUUAGAUACGAAAUUACAAUCCCUUAUGAGCUCCAACCCCGAGCAGAGCGUACAGACUGCAUGUGAGCUUGAAUUCGUCUCAAAUUACCAAGCUAUCCAAGUUGGCGUUCGAAACACCUUCGGCUAUGUACGGACUAGCUCCGAAGCAAAUGUUGGGCCAACUAAACAACCCCCUAUUGCUCGUCCAACAAAUGGCUCGCUAUUGAACGGAGGCUCAUCGUCCAGUAGUAGCAGCGUGAACGGUAGCUCUGGCAGCCUAAAUGGAGGAAUUCAUCUACCCACGGGAUUGAAUGGUGUAUUAGACCGCCCAUACUCAAACGGAUUCCUUGGACCCACCAGCCAAUCCACCUCACCGUUCGAGUCGAAUAUUAUUUCCAAGAGAUUCAACAACACCAACAGCCUUGGCCCUUUCUCGAUUGGAGACCUUAAUGGAUUAUCAAAUCCCUAUGAAAAAUGGUCUAACGGUGGAUGUGACUCACUGUUUCCCCCCGCGACCACGGACCCUUACUUGCUCACCAGCGCUUCACACGCCGACCCUAUGUUAGAUUUAACCAGCAAACUAAUUUCUACUGCCAUUUUCCCUCCGAAGUCGCAAAUCAAACGCCAAAAGAUGAUCUACCAUUGCAAAUUCGGUGAAUUCGGCGUAAUGGAAGGCCAAUUCACGGAACCGAGUGGAGUCGCUGUCAAUGCUCAAAACGACAUCAUAGUCGCCGACACGAACAACCAUCGCAUUCAGAUCUUUGACAAAGAAGGUCGUUUCAAGUUCCAAUUCGGUGAAUGUGGCAAACGUGAUGGCCAAUUACUGUACCCUAACCGAGUGGCCGUAGUUCGUACGUCGGGCGAUAUUAUCGUAACCGAAAGAUCGCCCACACACCAAAUACAGAUCUACAACCAAUACGGACAGUUCGUCCGCAAAUUCGGUGCUAACAUCCUGCAGCACCCACGAGGCGUUACUGUUGACAACAAGGGACGCAUAGUUGUAGUAGAAUGCAAAGUUAUGCGCGUCAUCAUCUUCGACCAGGUCGGCAAUGUACUUCAGAAAUUCGGAUGCUCCAAACACUUGGAGUUCCCCAACGGAGUAGUCGUGAAUGACAAACAAGAGAUCUUCAUCAGUGACAACCGAGCGCACUGUGUGAAAGUGUUCAACUACGAAGGUAUUUACUUACGCCAGAUCGGUGGAGAGGGAGUGACCAACUACCCGAUCGGAGUUGGCAUCAACGCCGCUGGCGAGAUACUGAUUGCGGACAACCACAACAAUUUCAACUUGACGAUAUUCACCCAGGACGGGCAGCUGGUGUCGGCUCUAGAGAGCAAGGUGAAGCACGCGCAGUGCUUCGACGUGGCGCUGAUGGAUGACGGGUCGGUGGUGCUGGCCAGCAAGGACUACCGGCUGUACAUCUACCGCUACGUGCAAGUGCCGCCAAUAGGCAUGUGAACCUCACGCAACGAUCACAGGAGAUCGGAAUGACCGAUGAACUAUAGACAAAAAUUCGACACCGUGAAACGCAGACCUCGCAUGUAAAAGGUCUGCCCGAGUGGUGUUAAUUUUUGAAGUGAAAGAACAAUUUUUGUACAUGAAAGUGUUACCGAUCGUGGCUGACUCUGUGUGAUCAAUUUGACAAACUGUGGGGAUUCUAUCCAUAUUUAUCGGCAUGAGAUCUCUGUAUGCAUUAUUCUUAACGAAACUGUAAUGAGAUUAGUUAUAGUAUUGACAUUGUUAUUCGAGUAUUUAAGGUUAAGAGAUUAUUCCGUUGGAUCGAUCUUAACAUGCGGACGGUGUUCUCGACCCUUAUCAUUUUUUUGAUCUAUUGAAUCAUAUUUUUUCAUAUCCCACAUCGUUACAUUAGGGAUGAAUAUUGAGGGCAUUUGUAUUAUUUAGCCCAUUUGUUGGACCAAUAUUUUAACUAUUAUUACUUAACAAAUUGUUAGGCGUUAAGCGUGUGAUUUUAUCGUAAUAAGAGAGCAUCGAGCGGUAUUGUUGUUAGUUGUAAGGAUUCUUCGGCACAAUAGCACUUCCUGUUUUUGAUUAGCACUUAUUCUGUGUCGAUGGUAAUUAUGAUUAUAUUAUAAAACUAAGUAAGAAGUUGUUACAUUAUUAUUAGGUAAGUGUUAAAUUGAUUGAGCUGAUAUGGACAAUCUUUAGUUACUACCCCUUUUGAUGUAGUUACAAAAUUAGGGAAAUGUGAUGUGUAGGGAUUUUUAUCAAUGACAAAGUUGACUGCGGCGUUCUUUGGACAGGUUUAAUUAUUUUCUUUCGGUAAAUGUUACUGAAGAAUUAUAUUAACCGUAUAUUAACCAAAUUGCAUUUAAAAUCAAAAAGCGGUGUAUAAUCAAAAAUGUUUUAUAGACCUCAAAAAGCUCUUUUUCUUACCUACUGCAAGGCCCACAGUCUUCGACAACUUGAGUAUUAUAAAGCAUUUUAGAUGAUCUUUAGCUAAUUUAUAUCGGUGAUUGUAGACUGUUUCUAUGAAUCCAUGGAAUAUGUAAGACAGAUUACUUAGUUGAUAGGUUUUUUUUUUAAUAUUUUGGCCCAAUUCAUAACCGCCUAGUCACUGAGUCUAGGGACCUAAUGAAAUUCCGCCAAUUCUGUUACGUUGAUUUUUACAAUUAUUUUUAGUAAAAUUUGGUUUUAAAAUGAUAUUGUUUUUGUUCAAACGUAGUACCUUGAUUUUUUUAAUAGUAAUUUGACUCGGUAGUAACUAGUAGAGCUAUAAGGGAGUGGUCGUUUCGCUAGUGGUUUUUUUAUAAUGAAGAAUUUUCUGAGAUUUAAAAAAGGAAGCGAAGUGUCUCAUAAUUUAGUACGUUCGCGAUAGCCUGUGUUUGCUACUUAUUGGGAGUAUUAUGUAGUUUGCUCGGUAUACAAAUAGUUAUGCAAUUAUUGUUAUUCUGGUAAGAUAUUUUUACAUGAAACAACUUUAUUUUUGUAAUAGUAGUAUUUAACGGUGCAUGUGUUUUUUUUUCGUAUUUUAUGAAUAUCAUGCUAUUUUUUACCUUUUACUCCAUUACCGUGUGUGCGUGUUUUAGCAGAAUUAUUUUAGUUUGAUUUUCAUUAGUUUGUUUUUUUAGUGAUUACGGUGUUUUUUUUUAGUAUUUUUUGCUGAAUCUAUGACAAUAAUAAGAUCUGUUGCUCUGCCAUAGAGCUGGUAACGUUAAUCUUAAUUUUGAUCUGGAUUAUUUUACGCUUUAGUUUGAGUAAAAAUUGGUGAUAUUUCCUAUUUUAUGUAAUUAUUUGCAUCAUUUACUAUUGAAGGCAUGUCCGGGGGGAGGGGGGGGGCGCUGCGUGUGCGCCACCUGGUGACGUGUGCCAUACAUCAUGUUGUGAUUUGAUUAGAGUGAUAUUUAGUAUUGUUUGUAAAUAUGUACCAUAAACUACCUUUUACGGAUUUAAUAUAGGCCUUUUAAUAUCUGACAUAAUUAACAACACUUCUACGCGUUCUCCUUGUGUUUGUAGAUUUGUGCGAAGUAGUACUUAAAUAUGCGCUUGUCUUUGUUUUAGAAUUCAAGUGCACUUUUUCACGACCCAUCUUUACUUGUACUAAUCUCGACAUGACUGAGAACCGUUGACAAAAGUCUUUUCUCCCGUGAACUUUUUUUGCAAUGCACAGUGUGUCCCGCUUUAGUCCCACCCUGAUAUGCCUUCGAUACAUUCAUAGUUCAGUAAUGUAUCUUUCGGAUGUAAUAUUCACUAGAUUAUGUGAAACGGAAUGAUUGACAACCACAUUAGCGUCAAAAUUUGUGAUCCUUCACCAAUGGUUAUUAUUAUUUUAGACUGUUAAACGUUCCUAUUAAUGUUUACCAUUUCUGGUGUCGUUGUCAAACUAAUUUCGUUUUGUAUAAUCUACUACUUUUUCAGAAUUUCAGAUCGAUCUUGGUCCAUACCUAAUUAUGGAAUAGUAAUACCUAGCCUUCGUAGAAUCGGCUUUACCUCAGUCUGUUUUUAUGAAAAUAGUGUCCAACACCUUCUGCUGAAUUUUCGAAUGCAUCGAUUGAAUGAAUUUCUUAUAUGAAACUAUCGACGUUUUUUUUACAAUUUAAUUUCAUUUGAACAAGCUGAGGUCAUGCUAGGAUCAAUUCUAGAUUGGUUUAAGACUUAAAUUUUAAUGCUUCAUUUGUAAACAAUUGCAGCAAAUUAUAAAAAUGGGUAUCUUAACUUAUUUUUUAUACAUUUGUUGUAGUUUUUACUUUCGAAUAUAUUUUGUAAAAACUAUACGCUUUUACUUAGUUGAGAUCGUUACAACGUAUUAUAUUUAUAUUUAGUAUAGUAUAAACUGAUAAUUGUAUCAAAAUUUAACAAUAAGAUUUUGCUGAUUAUGACAACUACAUAAAUUGAUAUUUUUCAUUAGUAAUGCAGUUAUUUUAAUUCUUAUGAUUUUAAAUUAUGACGGUAAUGAUUUUAAUUUUUUUAAAGAAAUAAUUUAAGUUAAUUAUUUUAUUCAUCUCAACGUUUGGUUCACAAGUAUUUUUGUGUUUUGCAUAAUAGUAAGAAAAAUUAUAAUUUUAAUUAUGAAAAAACAUUUCAUUCUCAUAAAUUGCAUUUCUAAAGCUCGAGGACUGAUUUGAAUUGAAACAUGUUUUGUCUUUAAAUAUAUUUUGUCGAUGUUUGUUGUUAUAAUUAUUAUAUUUUUUUAAUUAUUUGUAUAAACAAUUGUUCUUUAAAUUAAUGUACAUCGUUUUGUUUUGAAUUAUUUUUGUUGUAUAAUUGCUUUUUUAAUAAUACCAGUUCAUUGCAGUUUUAUUGUGUGUUUUAUUUUAUGUUUACUUUUUGCCCAUUAGCGCUUGAGUAGUUUUUUUUUGGGACUAUUUGGAAUAGUUUUCCUUGACCCGUUGCAUGUUUGUGCUUAGAAAUCUACCCAAUUGCAUUCAAUAGGACAGUAAAUACUUAUAUCACCGUUAAUAAAUAGGUCCCACAUAAAGAUUAGUUACCAUUCAACACAUAACUAUUAUAAAUCAGGUAAAUUCCACUGAUAUCUGCCUACUUUAUCACAUUAUUUUCAAGACUGUCUAUAAUAAAUUAAUGAUUUGAGCAUUAAUAGGUAGAAAAGCAUAAAAGGGUGUAGAUUUUUUGGCAUAAACUUCCAAAAAAUGGUGGUAGGUUUGUGUGUGUAAGUAUCUAUUUGAGUGUGUGUGUGUGCAUUUUGACUCAUCUAUGAAGAAGUUGGUGUUGGGAACAAAACUUGGCAUGAAAUUCGUAAGUAUUGCUUUAGAUCUAAGAUUUUCAUAGCUUUUAAUUUAUUAUGAGACACGCCAAAUAAAGUUUUUGUUCAAAUAAAAUGUUACCACUUGUACCUAUUAUAAUUAAACUCAAUUAUAUUGAUUUACUAUAAAACAUUGACGAAAUUUUCAUCAAAACGCCACUCAGUGAUUUAGGCGGCUAUAUGACAUACAUACCUGCUUACGUGGUUAACCUGAUUCAAAAGGAAUCGCAGAUCUUACGAAAUAAAUACAUAUUCUUAUGACAUUAGGCUAUAAACUUGAUAAUAAGUAAUUCGUAAUUAUGAUCCCAACGUUAGCUUUACUUUUUCUACGAUAUUAUAACCUACUCUAGCUAUACUUCCCUCGCCCUCAACCAGACCCACUUCCCAUGCCGGAUGCACAGCUUUUUAAAAUAAAACAUGAAAAAAACGCGCUAACCAAAAAACCACUAUUUCCAAGUCAAUUACUAUAGGGAACAUUUUACUAACUAACUUUAGUCACCUACUAGAAUUACGUAAGCACGAGCUAGGCUUACAAUAAUGUUUAUAAUUUUAUACUCAGCCGUUUUCUUAAGGUAACGUUAAGGUUUCACAAAUCAUUGCAUCUUCAUUCAGAAACACAAACCUGAAAAAGUUUAUGUUUUAUCAUAUUCUAAACAUAAAAAUCUAAUUUAAAGUACUUAUUGAUAUACUCAAUCAGAAAACUGAAGAAAAUCUGCUCAGUAACAAACAAAAUGUACCUCAAUAUGUCCAUAUUCUAGCUCAUUUGUCUCGCAUUCCGGGCUGCACAGGCAGCAUAACAAAACAUCGCGUACUAAAUAUUUUUGUAGGAAUGAAACAAAAAGUACGUCUACUUUGAUUUUAAAUGUAUCUAUAAUGUACUUUACCAUCGAUAUCUUUGAUUUUUUGACCCUUCAUGUCGCUGGGAAUUAUAAAUGUUAGUUUGCGGAUCACCAUUUUGUGUUUUAUAAUGAAUAACCCCCAGGAAGUGUAAAGUCGAUGCUGUAAAUACUAGUCUUACUGUUUGUAGUCGUAAUUAUUAUUAGGUGUAAGGGAUGCCGGGAUCAGGACAAGUGGACGGUGGAGAUGGCAACGUGUUUGUAGUGAAAGAAAGUGUGUAUUUUUUUAAUAAAAAUAAUAUGUAAAUUAACGUUAGGAACUGUUCUUAGAGUGUUAUGUAGCAAAGAAGAUGUGGCAUCAAAUGAAGCCAGUGAGUCGAUGCCCGCAAUUAGAAAACAAACGAAUUUGAUCGAAAGAUGUGAGUCAUAAGGGUCAACGCGAACCAUAUCGAUAGCAUAUGUAUGUAUACUCUAAUAAUACAUUGUUUGGAUUCGAUACUUUUGUGACGGUUAAUAAAUUCACCUGUUAAUGUAUCAUCAUGGUAGAAUAUUGUGUCAAUGUUAGCUUGUCAAAUUGUAUGUGGUUAACAGUUUGGUCAUUAUUAUAUUAUGUAGUGGAUCGUCGUUGAAUUUUAUAGAGCUUAACUCGUUGACUGACGAUCGGCCGGUGUUGAGGUUGAGAUGAAAAUGUAAUGGAAAACCUAUUGUUUUCUGUAUUUAAAACCAUCGGUAGUCAAAGGGUUAACUGUACGUUGAUAUAACAUUAACUCCAAAUUUAAGUGUGAAUAAUAUUAUUAAUGCUUGUAAUGUUUGUUUCUCGAAGUUCUAAUGUCGAAUAAUCAAUAUAGGUAUAUGCUAAAUGAUUUUCGUCUCUAAGUGAGAAUGAUUGCUCAGGAAUUGUAUUGAUUUUUUUACUGACUUAUUGUAUUUUGAUAAAAGUGAUAUUUUCGUCAUCGCUUUCAUAAAUAUUAUACAGAUAUGCGAUGUCAUUGUUAAAUUCCGUUAAUGCGCUAAUUGUAUUAUUGAGUGAAUCCGCACAGAACGUUGUUAUUUCACUUGAUUUUUGAGUCUUAAGAAGUUGUAUUAAAAGCUAGUAAUGAAUGAAAUUGAAAUGAAGAUUCGAUACGAAAUUCAAGCGUGUGAUGAAGGACUUGUUGACUUACCAAUAAACUAUGAAUCAAUUAAUCAUAUUCAUUAUUAAAAUGGAGUGCAUUUGGAUUUGCAACCAUCUAGUUUGCUGUAUUCUUCAAAAUCAACAGUAUUUUCAUCCACGUUUGGUGUAUUAAGUGAAGGUGAUCGAAACAAACUGCACACGACAGCACAAACGUUCCAUCCUCAGAGAGAUAAGCUUAAUGUUUGAAAACUGACGUUUGAAUUUAUGAGACAUUUUAUUGUAAAAUAUUUUACUAUCGCUUAAGUUAGUUGAGGCGUUUGCAAGUAUAAUAGUAUUUAUUUUCAUAUUAUUAACUAUGGAGGAUGAUUUUAAGUGGCAAAUUAAUGGGGUUGGAAAGGUAUGGAUUACGGACGUAAUCUAUGAUAGAGUGAAUUCUUAUAUCCAUCAUUAAGUAAUAUGAUUUUAAACGAUCGACUUUCAUUUAAAGAUUACUUGCCUGAUAAGUGUUAGUAGCUGCAGACAGUUUCUCGUUUAAAAAAUAAUAAUUUGUAACAUGUGUUAGGUAAAUCUUUUGUAAUAAUUGUAAAACGUAUGAACUUGAUUACAAUAUUUUUGUACACGGAAAGAUUCCAAAUAAGUGAUGGUGUAGUUAAUAAAAUAACAUAUCAAAAUGUUUCUUUUAAUUUAUAUUAGGGAGGGUUGCGUGCGCGGGUACGGUUAGUGAUAUUUGUUCUCGUAUAUGAAAUAAACAAUUUAAAUUGAUCGGAAGACAAUACAGUACUGAAUUCUGCUGUGGCAUGUUGAGGAAAUAAAAAGUUUAAUAGUGAAAUAUUUCGAUGGAAACGUGACAUAUCGUCCACAUAGUGGAGUCAUCGGCAACAUAGGGAAAUUAUCGUAGACACAAUUUGUUCUGUUUCUGACGAGAUCAGAUGUGAUAGCCUAGACAAUGGUCGUAUGUUACAAGAUACAUUUGGUUUACGAGUAGAGAUGCGCUCGGAGGGUUAAAUUUGGAAUCUUUCUCUAUGAAGCUAGUCGCUAAUGAAUCGCUUUUAGUAAGUAUUAAUGUUAAUAAAUGUAUGCACGUAAGUUUAAAUUUAGUUGUACGACGCUUAAAUUGUCCACACACAAAUUUUACACACUUAUUAAUGAAUGCCAUCCUGCCAGCGUUAAGGAAACCACAAUGCUUAUGAAAAAUAUUAUAUUAUAUCCUACAUAGCGUAUUGUGUAGUUUGUAUUUUUAGAUAUCGCAUUAUCUACUAUGUUUAAUACUUUAGUGUUUAAGAUAAAUACACCUUGAGCUUGUACAGCGUGAGUCUGUCAAUAUUUUUUACGAAUACCAAUGUAGUUUUAACGUCUAAACGAGUUCCAAUGAAAAAUGAGUUGCUUUCCUUAGCCGUAGUAGUAUUUAUUCAAUUUCUAAAGUAACGUAGAGUAAGUCACUAAAUUUUCUGAGAAAGUUCACGCGACAGCGCUUUUGCACCAGCAAAUGAAAUGUCUCACUGAAGGCGCUUCAGCUUGUUGUACUGACACCACGCACUCGCACUCUGUACAUAAAGGCCAGUCAUACACAUGACAAAGUAAAUGUUAAUCGGUAAUCUUAAUAAACUACUGGAACACCAUUUUGUGCCGUGGCCUUAAUCUUGAAGGAUUACAUAUAAACUUAUUUUGUAAAAGAUAACUCUCAUUUAAAUUUGUACAGACUAAGUAUCCUUCGUGACGAUUUCAAUUUGAAAACAUUAUCAUAAUUUAAAAUGUAAGUUUUAAAGUAAUGAUAUCUUUAAACCUUUAUCAUAUAUCUCCAUACUAAGUUAGAUGUUACAGUAGUUUUCCUACAUAGGUAUCGCUAUAUAAAUAUGUUCCAACCUAAUGUUGUUAGUUUCGAUACUUCAACUUAUGCAUAUCCCCAUUUUAACAUGUUUGAUACUUGUUACCUACUCAUUAUUUACUCUGAGACUGUUCAAAUUGUACUCUAUCGAGAUUCGCUAAGGGAAAGGGCUGUUUUAGCUGAUAUUUUUGAUACUUUGAGGGAUAUCGACGGGAAACGAGUAUGUGUUGUGCUCUCGACGGGUCCCACGCCCAGCGGGGGCGCCCCACGGGAGCGGAGGGCGUCCCACGGGACCGGUCAGGCACUUUACUUCUCACCUAUAUCUGAUAAGCGUGGUAUUUAAUGUUACUGUAACGAAUACAAUGUUGUUCUUGAAGGCGAAAGCGGUGUUCUUUCGUCGAUAACUUGUUGUUUUUCAUAUAUUCAUAAAUUUCCUUUAUUUUUUGUACUCUUUAGUAAUAAGAUUAAUAUUAAAUGAAAACUAUUCAAUGUUGAUUACUAAAACCAAUAAUAAUGUAUGUGUUAAGGAAGUUUAAUGUAGUUUCCCCGGGGAGCCUUACUAGUGAUGGAGCCUUUUCCUUAGACGGUUACUUUCUCCCUUUUAUUUCUCAUCUAGCGCUCAGAUGUUAGGGGAUGGUGAUGAUGAUAAUGAUGUCUUUACGGAAUGUAACAUCGUUUUAGAUGCAACCGAACAACCGAACGAUAUAACGUUAACAAAUAAAGAAGUCGCCUACACUCUCAAUAAUGAACCUAUGAAGUAUCCUUUAAAAUUACGGCAUAACCUUUCACAGUUUCACUUUAUCUCUCAGUACACGUUUUUAAACCUCACUGCGUUUUUGAAGAGUUGACUCUGGCCUAGCAUUUAUUUAAGGUAAUGUAAGGUUCAGUUAACGUUAAGGUUUCUUAAUUAGAUGGUAUGACUCAAUUUUAAGACUGAUCACAGAAAAUUAAAAAUUAAAAAAUAAAAAAAAAACUGGUAAAUUGUUUUUCAUCUGUUACUUAGGUAGAUACGAUGUCAGUUUGUGUUAUUAAUAAUGGCGCUGCCGACAAAUUGAGCAUUUAGGGAAAUUUAGGAUAAGGAUUAAUAGCCAAAGUGAAGAGAGGAAUAUAAUGGAAUGCAACGCCCAAUUUGUCGGACUCCGCGAGCGAUGUCAUUUUAUCGAUUCUCGACUUCUAUGGUCACUUAUCUGUCUCUAUCAGUAAUCAAAGACGAUUGGAAGAAAUAAAAAAAAUCGAUAACAUGGGAGGUUUCAUAAUAAGUAAUGUUAACUUGUGAUGUGACGUUACUGUUGUCAUUGAUGGAAAGCGAAAAAGAAAAUACUAUUUGUUGCCAAAGUGUUGUUAGGGAUUAACAUGUAGUUAUAAAAAUCGGUUGUCACAUGCAUAAUUAAGUUGUUCUUGGGUGGUUCGAGAUUAAGAAGAGAAGUUGAAAAAUAUUUCCAAUGAUAUAUUUUUUCAUAAUGAACUUGAAUGCUAAUCGAUACUUAAGGUUUAUAACUGUGUAGGAUCAUAAUCUUAAAUAACGUGUGGUAAAAAUAUGGUAGUCUAGAUUCCUUCUGCGCCUAGCUCGCCGAACUGUAGCGAGCGACCCAGGCAGAAAGAAAUCUAGCCACUGUCUUAGUUUAGUGUUCAUGUUUCAUUAGAUUGUACCUACUCGAUUUGAAUAAUUUCCGAACAAUCUUACACACUUGUUUUCUCCCUCAUAUGCACAGUCUUAGCCUUCGUUUUGCACUUAUGUUACAUAUGCACUACCAAUACUUUCUUUUAUGUUUUAAAUCCUUGUGUCAAUUCUAAUAAGCGUUAGUUUCUAGUUUAUUUAUGUCUAAUUUAUUGCGUAUUUAUUACGAAGCUAGUCAGUUGAAGUUUGAAUUAGGUUAGCUUCAAGCUCUGUAAGUUUCAUGGGCUAAGUUGGAACUUUGGUUCUUUAUCGCUAAAAUUUGUUUCGAAGCUUCUCGCUUCCUUCCCUCUAGUCACUGUUCUGGCAAAUUGUGUGCUCAUUCUCCUUACUAGACUAGUUAUUGUGUUUCUUAGAAUAAUUUCCCAAUCGACCUGAAUCCUUUAGCCAGUUCCAAUGUGCGACCUCUUCUUCUUACUUAUAAAAAUAUUUAACAUUGAAAUAUUACAUAUGUAGAAUCUGUGUUAGUUAAUGGUUGUCGAAAUAUUAUUACUGACGAUAUAUUAUAUUGUUUCAUUUGUAAAAUAUAUAUUUAUUAAAGUCCAUUUGCAGUUUCCUUAAAAUUUGAUGUUGAAAGUAGCUGACUUUAAUGUAAAACAGUAUAAGGAAGUUAAAUAUCGGCAUUUUGUUCGUGAAUAACCUAUAAAAGUUAAAAACUAUGUGUACGCAUCUUCCAUUGAAUUUAUGUCGUGAAUAAGUCGUCAUUUUGUUCUGUGUGCAUUUGUAUUUGUGAUUGUGCAUUUUAUUUAUUGAACUAAGUUUUUUGAGGUUUGCCAUUCAUUAUGUUUUGAGAUUUUUUUCUACUUUUGUAUAAAAUCUUCACAUUCCAAAAGUCAAGGGUUUUACUGUAAGAAUCUUAAUGACCUUUUGUUAUUGGUUACUUUGUUUAUGCGAAAUUAGUGUGUGGGUUGAACAGCAUAAUAUAUUAUAUCAAGUGGGUCCCCCCCCCGUCGUGGGGUCAUCAACCACAUUCAGAUACCUACUCGUACAUAGGUACUUGUUAUUCAGGUCCUAGUUAAGUUUAGAAUGUAAGAAUUGAUGAAUAAUAUCUGAUGAUAAUUUUACUUGUAUGUUGUAUUAAAAUGAUGAACACGAAAAUAAUGAAACUGGUUUGAAAA
Molecule: messenger RNA, 13691 nt
Organism: Plutella xylostella (diamondback moth)
Lineage: Eukaryota; Metazoa; Arthropoda; Insecta; Lepidoptera; Plutellidae
Gene: brat
Product: tripartite motif-containing protein brain tumor
Molecular function (GO): protein binding; zinc ion binding; ubiquitin protein ligase activity
Source: RefSeq, a predicted model, not a curated record